This is a messenger RNA of Sebastes umbrosus (honeycomb rockfish), 2248 nucleotides long. Its product is annotated as patatin-like phospholipase domain-containing protein 1. Gene Ontology annotation, biological process: triglyceride catabolic process; lipid homeostasis. The coding region runs from base 130 to 1458 and encodes 442 amino acids. The record is from RefSeq and is a predicted model, not a curated record. Lineage: Eukaryota; Metazoa; Chordata; Actinopteri; Perciformes; Sebastidae. Gene Ontology annotation, molecular function: triacylglycerol lipase activity. Gene Ontology annotation, cellular component: membrane; cytoplasm; lipid droplet. The transcript is spliced from 9 exons.
CUCAUCUCAGCCUGCUUUCACUCGGUCUACUUUCAAAGAGGGAAAGGAUUUCUUUUUGCCACAGCACUAAUGCUUUUCACUGUCUACGAUUUAUAACAUUUUAGUUGAUCAUUCAAAGCCUUUAGAAAAAUGGCUCCGGGAGUUUCCAGUUGUCAUUAUCGUGAAGUUCCUCCUUCCAUCUCCUUCUCUGGAUCCGGAUUCAUGGCCACAUAUCAGAUAGGGGUUGCCCAGUGCUUCCUAAAUUCUGCACCCUGGAUUCUGCACUCGGCACCUUGUGUCCUGGGUGCAUCUGCGGGGUCUCUAGUAGCAGCUGCUGUCGUCUGUGAAAUGAGCCUGCUUACUAUUCGGGAUGAGAUGCUGUAUUUUGCCAAACAGAUGAAGGCGUUUCCACUCGGACCUCUUAACCCCAAGGUCAAAUUUUUCCACUGGUUAGAGUGUAUUUUACACAAACAUCUUCCUUCUGAUGCUCACAAACUGGCCACUGGGCGUCUUUCUGUGUCUAUGACGCGCCUGAGUGAUGCCAAGCAUAUUGUGACGUCCAAGUUCCAGUCCAAAGAGGAUGUAGUGCAGGCUUUGCUUUGCAGCUGCUUUGUGCCCGUGUACUGCGGUAUGCUGCCUCCAACCUUCAAAGGAGAAUACUAUGUGGACGGGGGUUUCAGCAGCAUGCAGCCAAUGCCGCCCGUGCCCUACAGUCAAACCUUGACGGUGUCUCCGUUCUCUGGAGAGACAGACAUCUGUCCCGCUGACACACCUUGCACGUGGGACAUGGUGGUGAGCGGCAGCACCUUGAAGGUCAACAAGGCUAACAGCUUCAGGAUCUUUAAUGCUCUCUACCCCAUGGCUUUAGACACUCUGGAACAGGCCUACCACAGUGGCUAUAAGGACGCCAUUCAUUUCCUUGUGAGCAAUGAUCUUGCCCCAUAUUUGAUGAUACACAAAGAGCCAGGGCCACUUAACUGUAGCGAAACUAAAACACGGAUGAAUCUGGAGAUCGUCACGGAGGAAGAGAAGGAGGUGAAGGUGGAAAAGGAGGCCGCUACGCUGACAUCUUUCAGACGCAUACAGACAUGCAGCUCUACGGACCAUGACUCGACGGGAAUUAAAGAACCUCCUCCUUUUGACACAGUAAAGAAUGUUCUGCUGGGCAACGUGGUGACUUAUCUGAGCAUGUUUGCACUCCCUGCGAGGAUCUUAUCCCACCUGCUCCUACCGCUCACGCUGUCGUUUUACGCACUACUCCAGAGCAGGGAGAGACUGCCGUUGUUUUUCAGCCAGGCGCCUGAGUGGCUGUUCUGGGCUUGGCAUGGCCUGAGACAUUUUACAUUAUUCUUUUACAAUGUAUGUGUCUGUACGCUUAAAAAGAACAUACAUGACAGGUUUAUGCCCACCAUCCUGCUGUUGCAGUGGCUGAUCACAUUACCACAUGAGGCUCCACUGAGGUACGCUUUGAGAGGAUGAGAUGAUGUCAGGCUUGGGAGUCUACAGAGAUGAUUCAUCAUUCCACCACGGUAUUGGAAGAAAACAAAAUUAGAGAACAUUUACAGAGAGAGCCACUGACUUGUUUUUUUAGUUCGCCAAGCAGAGAUGUAAACACUGUAUUCUUUGUAUAGCUGGUCACAUGUAUCUUGUAAAGUUAAGCCUUUAGAGUGCCAUUGAAGAGAGCAAUGAAAAGUCUUGAAGGUUGAGUUUAGUUUUAUGUAAAGAGCGCUUUAUUUUUUCUAAGCUGAUUCUAUUAUCUCAUAUGUAUCAGGAGUGAAGACCUCCACUAAGGCCUAGUUGUAUAAUUUUACAGUCAACAUUGUGCUGGAUUUGUGGUAGAAUAGUUGCAGUGCAUGAAGCUAACCAAAUACACGUCAAAUUAAAUUAAGUAUGUAUGACACUGUAUAGUUAUAUAUCAUAUUAUAUGACAGAAUGAGCAUAACUAAUGUUUAAUCUGAUGGUAACAUGGGGUGAAAAGUCAUGAAUGUGUAAAUAUUGCGUCAUCAGGAGAUAUGCUUGUUUGGAAAUUAAAUAAAAUACAUGUACAUAACAUCCUUGGUGGAGGUACAACUGCUGGCUUAGUUUAUGUUAUGCUGUACAACUACAGGAUUGUAAUCUUUUAAAUCUUCUAAUGAACAGAAUAAUCAACUUUGCAUAAUCUCUAAGUGUAUUACAGUCUACAAUGAUUUCUGCUCCCAACUGAAAUACUCACGGCUGACGCAAGAAUGGAUGGAAGUGGUUUAAUCAGCUGAUUUCGUGAAAGAUUAUU